Messenger RNA from Puccinia graminis f. sp. tritici CRL 75-36-700-3, 1416 nucleotides. RefSeq lists its product as uncharacterized. Bases 1 to 1416 code for a protein of 471 amino acids. The record is from RefSeq and is a predicted model, not a curated record. The transcript is spliced from 6 exons. NCBI's taxonomy places the organism in Eukaryota, Fungi, Basidiomycota, Pucciniomycetes, Pucciniales, Pucciniaceae.
AUGGCUACCCUUAAGGCCGUGUGCGCCGUUCCUCCGGGUUUCAAAUUCCCGGGGCCCUGGAUAUGUCUGAGUACAUACCAGGCAACCGGCACCACUUCAUACCUCACGAAUACAAAUUCCGACACCUUCUCGUCUUCAAAUCGGAUUGACCGUCAGAUCCUCGGCAAAAAACCUCGUAAUUCCUCCCGCCAUCCAAACACCGUUGCCGAGGCCGGUCUUUCAAAAAAUGCCUCCGGUCCCCAGUUCUGUUUUUGGCCUGUCAAAGUGGUAUCCACUAUUCGAAAAGAAAAAACAACCGGCAAUAGAUUGGUUCAGACUAGGCUUCCCGUGGGUCUUGGCUUCGUGAGGUCAAAAGGUCCUGGUAAGAUGAGAACACCAGCUGGUAUUCCCCUUAUUGGAUUACUUCCUACUCCCUAUUCGCGUAUAAAGCUUAGAGAUAUGCGUCCGUUGCCUCCUUCAACCAAUCCUAGUCCUGGAACUUAUCACUCUUAUCCGAUGUCCACCCCUCCCACUACCAAUACUGGUGUGGGAAUGAAUGCUACUGAGCCAAUAGAUCCUCGUUUUCAGCCACCCCCUUACAAUCUUAAUCUGCCUCGCUUCCCUCAUCCAGUUUUUUAUCCGCACCCCCCUAUGUUUCACCCCCCUGGUCAAGCUUUCCCCCCCUUUGGUCAAGGAGGGGGUCCACGCGGUCGAGGUUUUGUUGGAGGCAGAGGUAGAGGCCGUGGAGGUGGUCGUGGUCGUGGUUGGCUCCCACCUGCCCAGCUCCGGAUUCGAGGUCAGGCUAACCGGUUCUAUUACCCCAACGGUCCAGCCGCUGGGGUGCCGUUUGGUCACGGUCAUGCGCCGCUCUUCAAUUCUAACCGGGCCCAGGUUGACAUGGACAACUUCUUGAAUCAACACCCGAUUCCGCCUGCGGUUCAACGCCGCCCAACUCCAAUUCCGGUCCCGUCCUUGCCUAGCGUUCCGGCCGCUAACGUUGCUAGAGCUCCUAGCAACCUCAGCUCUAUCCGCUCAGGCAAUAGUUUUUAUACCGCUGAAGACUUCCUCGCUCCUCAAGUUUGGGUCGCCUCUCCAACACCGGCUGGUAUGUACAAUCCCGACGACUAUCAUCUCCUGGCUCGUCACCAGAUUGAAUCCCUGCUAGACCGCUGCGCCGCGCCCAAGCGCUUUGAUCGAUAUGAGUUUACACCUCAACAUUUUGACAAUUUUUACCAGUCAGCUACUUCGGCCCUGUUCCAUCAUUGGACCCGUCAUCCUGCAGCCAAAGCCAACGAACGUCAAGACAGGGUUCGCCUCUUUCAGUUCAUCACUCGCCAAUACCGCACCAUGACUCGCCGAGUCGUGCCGCUUCGUUGGAACCGGCUCUGCUGCCUGAGCAUCAUGGACAGCCAGUCUAUAGGGGUAAAAAAGUACUAA